Messenger RNA from Aphidius gifuensis, 3448 nucleotides. RefSeq names its product adenylate cyclase type 2 (gene Adcy2). Gene Ontology annotation, cellular component: plasma membrane. NCBI's taxonomy places the organism in Eukaryota, Metazoa, Arthropoda, Insecta, Hymenoptera, Braconidae. The transcript has 18 exons. Gene Ontology annotation, biological process: adenylate cyclase-activating G protein-coupled receptor signaling pathway; intracellular signal transduction; adenylate cyclase-inhibiting G protein-coupled receptor signaling pathway. The record is from RefSeq and is a predicted model, not a curated record. The coding region runs from base 1 to 3108 and encodes 1035 amino acids. Gene Ontology annotation, molecular function: adenylate cyclase activity.
AUGAGAAGAAAAGACAACAAGAUAACGAGUAAAUACUGUAAUCAACAAAGCUUUCAAGAGUUUAUAUUUUACUUUACAGAGUGCCCAGUUGAUGUUGGUAUUACUGAAGAUGAUGAUGAUGAUGAUGCUGGAGUAAAAGAACUUCAAGAACUUCGUGACAGAUAUGAGGGAAAAGUAACAGCAUCACUCUACACUGGUACAUUAUUUGUCACAGCAAUUGCUUCACUCAUUGCACUUGUGGUACUAUGUAUACUUCACUUUAACAAUUUAACGGAUAUUAUUUUUGAAGCAUCAUUACUUGGAAUAAUGAUAAUAUCAUCAAUUACUUUAUUAAUAAUAUCACAAUUUCCUUCAACUUUAACAUCAACACGUGCACGUAUUAUUGUUGGAUUAACAUCAUCAAUAAUAAUUGGUACAACAAUAUUAAUACAAGGUGGUCCAUUGCCAAUAUUCACUUGUGUUCUUACAACAAUUGCAAUUUUACCUAAAAUCAGAAAACAACGACCCAGUGUGGUUGGCAUCAUAAUUGCGGUACUCCACAUAAUUCGUAUUCUCAUAUAUUAUGCUAUGGGUUCCGACAUUGAAUUUCAUCAGAUUAUCAGUGAUGCAGUUCUUUUAUUAUCAGCAAUAUUGGCUGGUAUUUAUUAUAGAAAUUUAACAUCACGUGCACAUGGAAAAACAUUUACUGGUACAAAAACAGUUAUCGAAUCAAGAAUCAAACUUGAAUGUGAACGUGAACAACAAGAACAACUGUUGCUCAGUGUAAUACCAGCAUACAUUGCAGCAGAGGUAAAACGUAGCAUUAUGUUGAAAAUGGCCAAUGCCUGUCAAGAGGUGAGCAAACACAAGCAGACACGUUUUCAUGAAAUGUAUGUUCAACGUCAUAACAACGUGAGCAUACUUUAUGCUGAUAUUGUAAAUUUUACUCCACUCUCGGAACAAUUGUCAGCUUCGGAUCUUGUUAAAACAUUGAACGAGUUGUUUGGAAGAUUCGAUCAAAUAGCACAGGACAAUCAAUGCAUGAGAAUUAAAAUUCUUGGUGAUUGUUAUUACUGUGUUUCUGGACUGCCAGUAUCAAGACCAAAUCACGCGUAUAAUUGUGUCAACAUGGGUCUACAAAUGAUUGAUACAAUCAGAUUUGUUCGUGAAGCUACUGGAUUUAAUGUUGACAUGAGAAUUGGUAUUCAUACUGGUAAUGUAUUGUGUGGUGUACUUGGACUCAGAAAGUGGCAAUUUGAUGUUUGGAGUGAUGAUGUCACGCUUGCCAAUCAUAUGGAAAGUGGUGGUUUACCUGGGCGUGUUCAUAUUACUGGAUCAACUUUGUCACAACUUGGUGAUCGUUUUAAAGUUGAACCAGGUGAUGGUGGUUCACGUGAGACUUAUCUUGCUGAUCACAAAAUUGAAACUUAUCUUAUAAUACCACCCAAGAAAAAUUUAGAAAAAAAAGAUGACAAUGAAAAUGGUGAAAUACAAGGACCUUUACCAUCAAGAUCUAGACCAAGUAGUAAAAUGACAAAAUAUGUUGAAUGCUGGGGUGCUGAUAAACCAUUUGCAAAUAUUGCUGAAUCAACACUUGCUAAAAAUAUUGGCCUAACAAGCAUUGCUAUGAUUGAGUCAAAUUUAUUAACAAAUAAUUCAAGCUGCAUUGAUUUCAAACAAUGGUGUGGUGUAAGUAAUGAAGGAAUGUCAUCAACAACAUACUGGUUUAAAGAUAAAAAUCAAGAGAGUCAAUAUCGUGAUCAACGAGAUGAGCAAUAUCCUUGGUACGUUGUUGCAUCAAAUGUACUGUAUUCAACAAUGUUUUGCAUUCAAAUAAUAUAUUUACCAAGAAGUUUUACUGUUUAUGGCUGUUUUACAGCUGGUUUAUUGUCAUUGAUAAUAUUUAGUUUGAUAUCAUGGUAUGCUGAUAAAUCAAUUGGCAAAAAUAAAGAUACAAAUCAGCCAAUUGCACUCAGUAGAGGCAUAAGAGUUUCUGUUUAUCUUGUAACUUCAGUACUUGCUAUUGCAUCUUCUCUCAUUAGCACUAUUGACAUUGAUGAUAAUAUUGAAAAAGGAAGAACUGUUGUACCGGCUUAUAUUUAUUCAGCAGCAAUUGGUCUUCUUGUUGGAUGGGUUCAUCUGAGAGUUGGUUUUAUUCUUAAAUUUUUCAUAAUGAUUUUAUCAAUAAUUUGUGUGCUCAUUGUAUUUUCACAAACACCAGCAAUUGCAUUAUAUUAUGUUACAAAUAAUGAAUAUUCAAGUAUAAAUUAUCUUGUACAAAUUGGAUAUGUUUUAUUUAUAAUUGCACUUGUACUUCAUGUACUUGAUCGACAAAUUGAAUUUACAUCACGAACUGAUUAUUUAUGGAAAAAUAAAUUAAAAGUUGAACAAGAUGAAGUUGAAACAAUGCGUGGUAUUAAUAAAAUUUUAUUGGAAAAUAUACUUCCAGCUCAUGUUGCUCAUCAUUUUUUAUCAAUACGAUCAAAUCAAGAUUUAUAUCAUGAAAGAUACAACAGCAUUGCAGUUAUGUUUGCAUCAAUACCAAAUUAUAAAGAAUUUUAUGAUGAAACAGAUAUUAAUAAACAAGGUCUUGAAUGUCUUCGAUUAUUGAAUGAAAUUAUUUGUGAUUUUGAUAAGCUACUACUUAAACCAAAAUUUUCAGCAAUUGAAAAAAUUAAAACAAUUGGUAGUACAUAUAUGCUUGCUGCUGGUUUGAGUCCAGGUAAAGAGGAUAUUGAUGACAAGGAUUUAACAAAACAACAGGCACACAAUGUUGUUGUUCUUGUAGAAUUUGCAAUUGCACUUAUGACAAUUUUGGAUCAAAUUAAUAGAGAAUCAUUUCAAAGAUUUAAAUUAAGAAUGGGAUUACAUCAUGGUCCUGUGAUAGCUGGUGUUGUUGGUGCUCAAAAACCACAAUAUGAUAUUUGGGGUAAUACUGUUAAUGUUGCAUCAAGAAUGGACAGUUGUGGUGAAAUUGGAAGAUUACAAGUCACUGAAGAUACUGCAAAUAUUCUUAAAAAUGCUGGCUAUGAAUUAAUAUGUCGUGGAUUAACAUAUGUCAAAGGAAAAGGACAAUUAACAACAUAUUUUGUCAAAACACCAUUCGAUGGAAAACCUGAUAAUUAUUAAUAUAUAUAUUUUCAAUUUUAAAUAAUAUACAUGACAUAGUUAUAUAUUUUUUUUGUACAUAUUUAGGAGAAAAAAACAUUAAGUAUAAACAAUUGACUAUUAAUUUUUUUUUUCAAUUGUCAAAUAAUCAAUUGACAACGAAGCCAAAAACGAAAAAAAAUACCAAUAUUUUCAAUUAUAAAAAUUAAUAGUUAAGAUAUAAAAUUAUCAAUAUAUUAAUCUAUAAAUGUAUUUAAUUAAUUAUAUAAACAAAUAUAUUUUAAAUGUUGUAAAAUUUAAAUUUAAAAAACAAAAAUGGCCGUUGAUAUAAAUAAAGUAGAAAACUUCCUCACCGACAAAA